Messenger RNA from Penicillium macrosclerotiorum, 1104 nucleotides. RefSeq lists its product as uncharacterized. The record is from RefSeq and is a predicted model, not a curated record. The coding region runs from base 1 to 1104 and encodes 367 amino acids. NCBI's taxonomy places the organism in Eukaryota, Fungi, Ascomycota, Eurotiomycetes, Eurotiales, Aspergillaceae. The transcript has a single exon.
AUGGGCUGUGCUAAUUAUCAUGCCCGUGUUCGCUUUGAGAAUGGUCCUGCUUGGCUACUUCGAGUGCCUCGAAUUAACGGCAGUAUUCCUCAGCAACUUAUCGACUCCCUUAUUCGCAGUGAAUAUGCCACUCUUAAAUUUCUUGAAACGACUCAAGUACCUGCCCCUCGCGCGUUCGGGUAUGAUCUCGCUAGUGACUCGAAUAAUAGACUUGGUGUAAGCUAUAUCCUCAUAGAAGAGAUGCCUGACAAACCUUGGAAUCAGCAUGGACCACAUGGGAAGCGCUCUGCAGAUAAGAAUGACAAGAACAAGGUAUGGAAUGAGCUGGCAGAUAUUCUCAUUAAGCUUAAAAGCCAUCCAUUCCCGAAAGCUGGAUCUCUUCUUCCAGGCCCUUUGCCUUCAAACCCAAUAGUUUCUGCUAUUGCUAGUGAGCGAUUUCUUGUUCUGAGUCCGUCUGGGCCCUAUGACACAUCUUUCAACUAUUACACAAUUACACAUCGUUUGUGGAGCAAAAUAUGUCCCUUAUUGCUGAUGGCCAGCUUUUCCCCAUCAUUCCCAUUAAACGCGUAUCUCGUAUUUCUAUUCUUGAAGUCUCAGAUUCAGGAUAUUUCACCGAAAGCGAACUAUAGCUCUGUGAAAAACACGGAGCAGUUCUUCAUCAAACAUGUGGAUGAUAAGGGAGAUCAUUUAAUGGUGGACGAUGAGGUAAAUGUUAUUGGAUUUAUUGAUUGGCAAAUGGCUCGGGUGGUUCCUGCCGAUGAAGCUUUUGGACCCUCUUUGGUGACAGCAGAAAUGGGCGACAUUUACGACGGCUUUUCGUCCAUGACUAUUCAUGAUCGCACAUUAGCUCGCCUCUUAAAGGAGAGGGGAGAAGAUGGCUUGGCUGGUAUCAUGUGCAAAAAUGAAAAGCUGCGGAGAUUUUUCUUUGGCCUUGAUGUGGAUUUCUGCUGGGAUGAAACACUUCUAUUAAUCCGAGGCCUCUGGGCUACAUUUGGAGUCGCGAGAGAGACAGACUGGAAUUCAUGGAAGAAGGAAAUGCUGCAACAAUAUUUCCAUGAAGAACGUCUUAAGGGGAUUAUUGAUAGGUUCGGUUUAGGCCGGUGA